Molecule: messenger RNA, 651 nt
Organism: Solanum stenotomum
Lineage: Eukaryota; Viridiplantae; Streptophyta; Magnoliopsida; Solanales; Solanaceae
Product: dehydration-responsive element-binding protein 1E-like
Exons: 1
Coding region: 10-633 (207 amino acids)
Biological process (GO): regulation of DNA-templated transcription
Molecular function (GO): DNA-binding transcription factor activity; DNA binding
Source: RefSeq, a predicted model, not a curated record
UCAACAACGAUGAAUGAUUCGAGUAAUUCAUGUUCUUCGAUUAGAACGGAACCUUUGGAUGAAGAAAGUAUUUUAUUAGUAUCAUCUAACAAGCCGAAGAAGCGAGCGGCCGGGAGGAGGAAGUUCAAGGAAACACGUCACCCGGUGUUUCGAGGAGUGAGAAAGAGGGACAACAACAAGUGGGUUUGCGAAAUUCGCGAACCCACUAAACAAAAGCGAAUAUGGCUAGGUACGUAUCAAACCGCAGAAAUGGCUGCACGUGCUCAUGAUGUGGCUGCAUUAGCGCUUAAAGGAGAGUUAGCCACACUGAAUUUCGCAGACUCCGCUUGGCGUUUACAGGUUCCGGUAUCUAAGGACCCGAAAGAGCUACGCCAAGCGGCUGCUAGAGCAGCUGAGGCGUUCGAGCCGGUGAGGGAUGUAGCACCACAAGAGAAUAAUAAUAUUGUAGUAGAUUGUAAUAUGGUGGUUGAUGAAAAUGAUAAUAGUAACUCAUGUGGGAUAGAGGAAUGGGUUGCAAAUAUGGAAGAAGAAAGUUUGUUUUCACCAAAUCCAUGUUUAUUUGGGAGUCAUUUCAAUUGGGAUGAUCAUGUGGAAAGUGAUGUUGAGGUGUCCUUGUGGAAUUAUACUAUUUGAUCUCACAUGCAAUCUGGG